GGGGAUCCUGGGGAGGUGGCAGUCCGGAGUCUAGGCGACGGGGCGAGACGGGGCCGGUAGGUGGCGGGAGGGGGCCGGGCCGGAGCCGGCGGGAGGGCCAGGCCCGGAGGCCCCCACCCUGGCGUGCCCGCCCCGGCCGCGGCUGAGGAGGAGGAGGAGGAGGAUGAUCUCCAGAUACACUCGGAAGGCCGUGCCACAGAGCUUGGAGCUGAAAGGAGUAACAAAACAUGCUCUUAAUCAUCAUCCCCUUCCAGAGCAGCUGGAUGAAAUUUUCCCUGCCAGUAACAGCCAUGAAAAAGAUACCAGUUCCCAGAGUGAGUCUGACUUCACACAAGAAUCACCUUCUACAUCAACUGACACUGGGAAUUCAAGGUCUGCUUUUCCAAGUUAUACAGGCACAGGGAUAUCUACUGAAGGCAGCUCGGACUUCUCCUGGGGAUAUGGUGAACUUGAUCAAAAUGCCACUGAGAAAGUCCAGGCAAUGUUCACAGCCAUUGACGAGCUCUUGUAUGAGCGGAAGUUGAGUGUGCAUACAAAGAGUCUACAGGAAGAGUGCCAAGAGUGGACAGCUAGCUUUCCUCACCUCAGGAUUCUAGGUAGGCAGAUAAUCACUCCAAGUGAAGAUUAUGGGUUGUAUCCUAGAUGCCCUUCUGUUCUUUCAGCUUCUCGUGAAGCAACCCUGCCUCAAGAAAGAGAUUCUACAAUAUUUGGUAUAAGAGGAAAGAAGUUACAUUUUUCGUCUCCUUAUGCUCAUAAAGCAUCUUCCAUUGCCAAACCCCCUAGUGUGCAUGCUUUGGAAAAAGAAGAGGAAGACUGUAUAAUCGCAGAGGGAAUGAUCGAGGAAUAUCUAGCAUUUGACCACACAGAUCCGGAAGAGGAAUUGCAUGGAAAGAAAUCAGAAGCAGCUACAGAGAAACAGAAGUUAGGGUACCCUCCCAUUGCUCCAUUUUACUGCAUGAAGGAGGAUGUCCUGGCUUAUGUGUUUGACAACGUGUGGAGCAAGGUUGUCGGCUGUGUGGAGCAGUUGAUACGUACUCACUGGGAGGGAUUUACUUCUGAUGACGACAGUAAUGUUGCAGUCACCAGACUGGACUCUGAAAGCCCCUGUGUGCUGAGUGAACCACAGCCUUUGGUGUUACCUCGCGUGCCACAGUCUAAGGUGCUGUCUAUCACCUCAAAUCCGAUGAGUCUCUGUCAAGCAAGUGGUCAUCAGCCAAAUGUGAAUGGUCUCUUGGUUCAUGGAAUGCCUCUACAGCCAAGAAAUCUCUCCCUAAUGGACAAGCUCCUAGAUCUUGAUGACAAGCUACUUAUGAGGCCUGGGUCCAGCACCAUCCUUUCAUUCCGAAAUUGGCCAAAUCGAUCCACGGAGCUCCUCACUGCAUCGUAUCUGUCCUACACAGUGCAGUCCGCCAGGAGACGUAAUCCCCCGCCACGUACUCUUCAUCCCAUCAGCACAAGCCAUUCAUGCACUGGGACUCCAAAACCUGCAGAAGAAAUCUUCAGAGGAUCCUGGGUCCCAGUCGCAGCCGAUUCGCUGUCUCCCUCACCAUUGCCCCUGAGUCGAAAUAAUCUGCUGCCACCUAUUGGCACAGCUGAAGUGGAACAUCUGAGUGCUGUGGGGCCACAAAGGCAAAUGAAACCGCACGGCGAUUCAAAUCGAGCUCGAAGUGCAGUGGUGGAUGAGCCUAAUCAGCAGCCUCAAGAGAGGCUCCUUUUACCUGACUACUUCUCCAGGCCCAACACAACUCAGUCAUUUCUGCCAGACUCCCAGUAUGGUCGUUCAUUUGCAAUUGAGUAUCCUCAUAAGGCCCGACCUGGUAGGGGAUUUGCAGGUACAGGUCCUCAGUUACACGAAUCUACAAAAUCUCAAAGCAGAGGUGGACCAGUCUCUAGAACCAGGCAGGGACCAUAGGGCAAAUGAGAAGAACCUAUCAGGCUGCAGAAAACACAUGGGAAGAUUACACCAAUCAGUGUUGAGUCACCAGGUGAUGCAGAGCUUAUGUACAAGAUCAACUUGAAAUCAUCUUCAUGAAGAGCUAUUUAAGACUGAGAAAAACACAAUAGACUGUCUGCCAAAGAUUACAUGGGUAUCGUUUCUAUCUCCAGUUACUAUCUUCUUUCAGCUUAAGUGAAUCCAUUCCUCUGGACAAUAAAAUUUGUACCCAAAGCUGUAACAAAGA
Messenger RNA from Oryctolagus cuniculus (rabbit), 2180 nucleotides. The record is from RefSeq and is a predicted model, not a curated record. NCBI's taxonomy places the organism in Eukaryota, Metazoa, Chordata, Mammalia, Lagomorpha, Leporidae.